Molecule: messenger RNA, 1634 nt
Organism: Cokeromyces recurvatus
Lineage: Eukaryota; Fungi; Mucoromycota; Mucoromycetes; Mucorales; Mucoraceae
Exons: 1
Coding region: 23-1576 (517 amino acids)
Source: RefSeq, a predicted model, not a curated record
UUUUUUUUUUGUUAGAUACAAAAUGGAAGAAAAGAAAGCAGUUAUAUUAAAACUACCAAAUGAACUAUUACAGUAUAUAUUUCAUUUAUCUUCAAUUCGGAUAAAAAGAGAAGAGCAUCAAUUUUUAGGUUGGAAUUAUCCAGAACAUAGCUAUGAAGAACUCACAUCGAUUGCUUCAUGUUGUAGGCAUUUUUAUCUACUUUGUGCCCCAUUUUUAUGGAAAGAUAAAGAAUUUAUUUUACCUUAUGAAAGUGAUGAAAAGAGUAAGAGCACUAAAAUUCAAAUGGCAACUGAUAUUUUAGCCCAUAAGGCACUCUUUCAGGAUGAUUAUCAAUUAGGAGAUUAUGUUCGUUCCCUAAGUCGUGAUCUCACUCGAGGGGUUCAAUUUGAUCUCGUCAAUACUCAGUUAAUGGCACAACUCCUUAAGAACCUUCACGCCCUUCGAAUUGAGUUUCACCCCCUUCAACGAACAGAGCAUUACGGAUUAUGUUAUUUUCUUCAAUAUUGUCCUCAUCUUAAAGAACUUUAUCUUAACCAUUGUCAUGAUACCUUUGAUGACUUUUAUUCACUUGUCGAAUAUAAACCUACCCUUGAGGCUAUCACGUUAAGUAAUUGCACAAUCAAAGAAGCUACAUUAUCCAAACUUGUUCAUUUGUUUAAACCAUCAUUACAACGGAUUCUAUUGGAAUAUGUCUUGAUUGAGCCUUCUGUCAUGUCCAGUAGAAGACAGCAUGAACAAGGAAUACAACUGGAGAUUGAACACAUAAGCUAUUAUUAUCCUCACCAUUUCUUUAGUUCUAACGUGAAGGAGAUCCCUACAGCUCUUCUAGAGUCAUUAUUAGUGAAUCAUCCCUAUUUAACUCAAUUCGCUUUAACAACGGAUUCUAUCUCUUUCCAAUUUUUGGAACUCAUGGUCCAACAUGCACCUCUUUUAGAAAAGCUAUCUAUUGCUCUUCAUGAGGUAUCUCCUUAUUACGUUGAACGUGCUUUAAGAGCUAUUGGUCAAUUAAACCGUCUAACCACUCUCUCUAUCGUUUUUAAACAAUGUGGAUCGUUAUCCAAAGACUGUAUACAAUUAGCCUGUCAUGCACCAGCAUCUGCUUGGACAUUCUUUGCAAAACAACUUCCAAAGCUUCGAUUAUUUCAUAUUUCCGCACGUCGAUUAAUUGUCACCCGAUACUUUUUACCUACUUUAUUUACAACCUGUACUCUCUUGAAAUAUGUCAUGAUCCAUAACUUGGCUCUUUCUACCGAUGAUGCAAAAGAAGAAGAAGAAGAAGAAGAGAAGAAGAAGAAUGAGAAUGAGAAUGAGAAUGGGAAUAGAUCAUCAAACAAAAUGAUAAUAGAGAAUGAAGGAGAUGAAAUAGCCAAGACAGCAGCUGUACGAAGAUAUAUGAAAUAUUGCAAAUCAAUUACAUAUCAAUUAAAUGCAUGGGAUAAAGAAUAUCAAGAGGAUUUAUAUACUUUUGAACGUGCAUUAAGAAGGGGAUUUGAUUAUUUUGAUGACGGUGUGGAUCAUCUUUGUUUCAUCAGAGGCUUUCCGCCUACUUCUUUGAAUAAUUUUUAUUAUGUAUAAAAAAAAAAAAAGAUUCCUAUUCUAUUUCCUUUUGAUCUAUAUUAUAUAGAAAUUUUUU